AGCAUGUCAUGUGAUGCCAUGUCAUUUGCCAAGGUGCCACAGGUUUGAUGCCAAAGCAAGGACGUGGACCAGGGACAUGGUUGUUGCCAAAGCCUGCAUGGGGUAGAGCAAUGUUCUGCUGCCAGCAUGGGGUAGAGCAAUGCACUGCUGCCAGCAUGGGGUAGAGCAAUGCACUGCUGCCAGCAUGGGGUAGAGCAAUGCACUGCUGCCAGCAUGGGUAAGAGCAAUGCACUGCUGCCAGCAUGGGUAAGAGCAAUGCACUGCUGCCAGCAUGGGUAAGAGCAAUGCACUGCUGCCAGCAUGGGUAAGAGCAAUGCACUGCUGCCAGCAUGGGUAAGAGCAAUGCACUGCUGCCAGCAUGGGUAAGAGCAAUGCACUGCUGCCAGCAUGGAAACCUGGCACGGAAUUCUAUUGCUGCACCUCUGGAGAGCUUGAAGGUUCCAAGAAGCAUCAGGGCAGUAUCGCUUUCCUUCAACCAGUUUUAUGGGAGCCUUCCAGUGUUCAUGUUCCUGUUCACUAACCUCGAGCUCUUCUGGGCUGACAACAACAGUCUCAGCGGCUCUCUCCCCGCCUCCUUCUCAGCCCUCACCAUCCUCCAAUCUCUGAACCUGGCCAACAACAGCCUCACCGGAGGACUACCUUACGCGUUCCUAGCAUCGCAACAGUGGGGCAUGCUGCAUGUCUCUUCUGGUUCCCUUGGCUCCCCCUGUCAAAGCACACAUUUGUGCAAGCGACCAACAACCGGCUCAGAGGCGUCCUCCCUGCGCUCGGCCACAUUCCGGGCUUUCUGGUCAGCUGAGGACAGCACCGUACCUGCUGCAUGCCGUUUCAUACGUCCACUGUCCACUCAACACCAUCCGAAGCCCCAGCCCGGAUGCCAACUCGCGCUUCACUUUCGCCCUCAUUCCAUGCCACACCAUGGCUCUUUUCCCAUCCGCUCUACUCCAAGUCCCUUCACUCGGGCUGCCCCGGCCAUACCGUCCUUCCUCCCUGUCUUGGCUGUUCCGCUGCCUCCCCAUUCUCCGUUUCCCCCUGGUCCUCCACCCUCCACAUCUCUUCCUCUCCCCUUUUUCCCCCCAGCGCCAGCAGCGGACCCCUUUGGCUAUGCCCCCGGCCGCUCAGCCCCCAUGUCGCCGUGGCUGGGCCUGGCGUUCCGCCCGCUCUCCCUUGCAUGGAGUGCGGAGGAGCAGGCGGGGGGGAGGGGGCAGUGGGGUGUGCAGGAGGGGGUGGUGGACUGGCGCAGUGAACGUGUGUGGUUGAGUCCACAAUCACACGUGCACGCAUCCCGAAGUAUGCAAAUGCAUGCAGCUGGUGCAUGAUCAUGCAUCCCCUUGAACCUCCCACCGACUGACCUGAGCAGUGCAGUACCAGGAGGAGCACUCCCCACUGCUGGAAGACUGAGUGACAUUCACCCGAGUGCCCUUCUUCACCACUCUGCUGCACACCUGCACGCAUGCCAUCCUAUGCCAUGCUAUGUAACUGUUGUGAUGUAUAUAUACUACAUAUUUAUAACAACAUACAUAGGUUAGAAUAGGUGUAGCUAUUUUACAUAU
Molecule: messenger RNA, 1553 nt
Organism: Closterium sp. NIES-67
Lineage: Eukaryota; Viridiplantae; Streptophyta; Zygnematophyceae; Desmidiales; Closteriaceae
Source: the annotation of a GenBank genome assembly